Molecule: messenger RNA, 2058 nt
Organism: Penicillium robsamsonii
Lineage: Eukaryota; Fungi; Ascomycota; Eurotiomycetes; Eurotiales; Aspergillaceae
Product: SAE2 C-terminal domain-containing protein
Exons: 1
Coding region: 1-2058 (685 amino acids)
Biological process (GO): DNA double-strand break processing involved in repair via single-strand annealing; double-strand break repair via homologous recombination
Cellular component (GO): site of double-strand break
Molecular function (GO): single-stranded DNA binding; damaged DNA binding; flap-structured DNA binding
Source: RefSeq, a predicted model, not a curated record
AUGGAAGUUGUCAAGGAGCUCCAUGCUGCUGUGGCAAAUGCCUGUGAGGCCUCAUUCGACAAUGCCUAUAGACACAUGAAAUCCCAUAUUGAUGCACACACCAAAGAGGCAGAAAUCAAAGAAUCACUGGCAAUUAAAGCCCAGCAAAAAUCAGAGACAAUAAUUCAAGAGCUUCAGUGCGAUAUCACGGUACUCCGGAGUGAGCUGCAACAAUAUGAAGUUGAUCCACGGGACCUUGAACUUCCCGGGAAAUACGCCAAUCUAGAGACCGAAUUUGACCCGAAGAACCUGUGGGGGGAUGACCUGGAUGAUGAUGACCAUCACAAUCUUCGGAAGUCUCGGAAAAAAGUUGAGGCCAAAUACACCGCGCUUUAUACAAAUUUACAGACGUUCAUCCAAACUUGGAGUGGUCUCAAAUCCCGGGUGUUGCAGCAUAAAAAGAAGCUACGGCGAUGGGAUCAACAACUAGAGCGUGAAGAAUUCUCGCUUGUUCUCAACGGUCAACCCGUCACAUUCCGCAGAGUGCAAAGUCCCACUCCCGAGGACGUUGACGAAGAACACUCGCCCCGGGCCCAAGCCUCCUCGAAGAAACGUUCAAGAGAACAGUGUCCAAAUCUCCCAACCAAGGCCAUUAAGCUAUCGCAAAAAAGUACCCGUGCAGAUGAUGUGCAUACAAAUAUGAAAGUCGAAGAAGAUACGCAAAGAAUAAUUCACGGCCCAACAUCAGAGUCGGCAUCCACGUCUAGCUCUCCUAGACCCGAUAUGGAACCCUCGGAAUCUUCUGAUACAACACAUCUCCUGUCCAAUGUCCCCCGACAGCAAAAUUGGCAGAGUUUUUCACCAACACUUCCCAGCAAGAAUCUCGUGCAUAGCCAGCGGGCGAUCAUCGGCUCGAAGCACCCUGCAGUUGUCAAAAAUGAGAUAUUGUCCUCGAGCCCAACCCGAGGUGCAAUGGAUAACAGUGAACAGCCAUUUUUAAGCACACAAGACCUCGAUGAGAUAGGGAAUACGAUACGAACACCAAUGAAACGGAAAGCCUAUCGGGAUGUCAAUAAUGCGGACGCUUGGAAUCCAGAGAACAGUACAAGUAACACACAGUACUCAACGCGGAUACCAACAGGCCAGCAAAUACCUCACCAGUCAUAUAUACUCCAACCAGUUGACGGCAAUGCACGCAGUGCCGCAUUCUAUGCACAGGGAUCUUCCACGAAACGCCUCCAAGAUCUGGAGCGACGCGCAAUACCAGCUCUGGCAGAAGACGGCGACGAUGCGACAAACUUACAGAUAUCCCCAAAGAUCGGCUCCGGUGUCAAUCUUGGACCUUUGGAAGCAAAGAACAAUGGUGGAUUUUCCCAGAGACGCCUAGAAAAUCUUCUAGAACAAUCGGUACCCUCCAAAUCACCUCUUCGUUUGUCGAGCAAAGUUUCCGGUCCGGAUUUAACAAUGGCGAACAAUACACCGCAGAGUGAUCAAACAAGGCCUGAUAUGUCGAGUCAAAUGGUCCCGGAUAUAGACCCCGACGAUGAACCAUUCAGAGCAAGACCACUUCAUCGCCUUGGGUUGGGGCAUUUCAAAAUCAAUCCGGCUAGAAAUCAAGGGCUUGAUUACGCAUAUGAUGAAGUUGUCCGAAAGAAGGAUGACCGCAAAUGCAUAUCAGGCUGUACUCGCCCAGGAUGUUGUGGUGAUCGGUUCCGGGCCAUGGCCCGCCUUGGGGGCCUCCCCAGCAAAUCCGGGGCAGAACAAGAGAAAGAAGACCAGGCGAUUCUACAAGAGUUUGUGGGAGAAGACACACAAUUGCUUCGAAAUAUGAGCGGCAAAGAGCGUGAAAAUAUCCUGGUGGAAGCGAGAGCCAGGGCCCUCGCUAACCAAUAUGGACGACAUCGGCAUACUCACCAGCGAGCCCAAUCCCCUCCUGGCUUCUGGCGGACUGACAUGCCAGAUACACAGGAGGAGGAGGAAGAUCUGGAAGCUGCAAAGAUAUUAGAACGUGAGAAAGUGGAAGAGCGAUAUCGAGAGGCUAUGCGCCGUGGGGGAUUAUGGACAUGGGCGGAUGAAUGA